UUUAUUAGCAAAAACAACAAGAACACCAAACACGCCUCCUGUUUCUGUCAUGCAACUUGUCAUGUAGUUGUUAAGAUUUGGGUUUAGUUUUAACAUAACGUUAACGCGACUCAUUUUUUCUGACACGUCGCAUCAAAUUAACAUUGAUUUCUUCUCAAACGCUUCUACUUUAUCUCUGCUCGUCUGUACAAUUGUCUAUGGAAGAUGUUUCUUCGGACGUUGUGGUGCAGACUGGGAACUCAGCGGCCUGCAGAGAUCAGACAAGUUUGCAUUACUACCCCACACACUUUCUGCCAGUCUGUCAAGCCCCACAAGUAUGACUUUCAUCCCAGGACUCACUGUGGUCCAAGGACCUGUCAUUUCAACCCUUUUUAUCAGCAGCACACCCAUGAAAGACAUGAUCCAUCUGCUUGGGGUGGAUUCAAAAGACCUUACACUGCUCUGUUAACUGACCCUGAGCUACUCACCAGCAAUAGAAGUGGAAAGACACGUUUUUAUACAUCUAGCAUUGUAAAAUCAGUGUUAAAAUCAAGUGUAAAACCAGCAACAAUACCUGGAAAAAGGGCUCCCAAAGGACCACGCACUAAACAACCUUCCCGGGCCAAUCAGCCUUCCAUGCACGAGGACAAGGAUAUGAUGCAAUGCAUUGCUUUUGCAACAGCAGAUCAGUAUCAUUUGCCAACACUCUGUUAUGACUUGAUAAACCAAGGCUUCCAUGAGAUAGAUUUACCAAGAGAUGCCUCAAAUGUGCUGGUCAUUAGCACAGAUAUGGCUGCAAAACCAGAUGACAAUGCUCUGAUAUUCUUCUUCAGGGAAGGAUCUGUGGUUUUCUGGAACGUUCAGGAGAAAACGAUGAAAAAGGUUUUGAGAUUACUGGAACAUCAUGAGAUUCAGCCUUAUGAAGUGGCUUUAGUUCACUGGGAAAAUGAAGAGAUAAACUACACUGUUGGAGAGGGAAAUACGAAGCUUGAACGUGGGAAUUUUAUCCUGAGUGAUGAGAUGGAUCAGCAUGACGCUGUUCUGGAGAAGUUUGCAUUUUCAAAUGCACUGAGUUUGUCUGUGAAGUUGGCAAUAUGGGAAGUGGCAUUAGAUAACUUUGUAGAGUCGAUACAAUCAAUUCCAGAGACGCUGAAGUCUGGCAAAAGAGUUAAAUUGUCUUCUGCAGAAGUGAUGAAGAAGAUAGGAGAGCUUUUUACCCUGAGACACUGUAUAAACCUGAGGUCUGACCUUCUCCUCACACCUGAUUUCUACUGGGACAGAGAAAACCUGGAAAAGCUCUACGAAAAGACGUGCCAAUUCCUCAGCAUCAACCGCAGAGUCAAUGUUGUAAAUGAGAAGCUGGAACACUGCACACAGCUGACAGACCUGAUGAGGAGCCACCUGAGUGAGAAGCACAGCUUGAGGUUGGAGUGGAUGAUAGUCAUCCUCAUUACAAUUGAGGUUAUGUUUGAACUUGCAAAAAUGAUUUUCUAAUCUGCUGACGCAAGAAUGCACAAAUAUGAAGAGGAAAUUGUGUAAAGGAAGAGUCAUGAAGGGGACCUAAAUAGCCUUUAAUAUCUUAUUCUUCUUGUUUUAACAACGCACAACACAUCUUUAUUUAUUAUCAGUCAUUUUACUGUUGCGAGGGAUCGCAGCUUUACAAGGUUUUGACAGGAUUUUGCUGUUUUUCAACUUUUAUUUUCUUAAUUUUUUAUUUUUACUUUAAAACUUCCUUGUGUUUUCCUGAAUGUAAUUUGUAUUGAUGUUCAGUUUUAUAAGGACUUUUUUGGAACAUGACAUUGGAAACUGUCACCUUUACACAUAAGCUUCAAAUAUGUGACUGAUCCCUUGCAGCAGAGAAAGUAAAUAUGUGAGUAAGAAGUCCAAAAUGUCACCUGUGAGUGUUAUGUUGUAGAAAAUUAAAUAAAAUUCUUUAUUGUU
This is a messenger RNA of Melanotaenia boesemani (Boeseman's rainbowfish), 1920 nucleotides long. It is a transcript of the gene rmnd1, whose product is annotated as required for meiotic nuclear division 1 homolog. The record is from RefSeq and is a predicted model, not a curated record. The coding region runs from base 205 to 1473 and encodes 422 amino acids. Gene Ontology annotation, biological process: positive regulation of mitochondrial translation. Lineage: Eukaryota; Metazoa; Chordata; Actinopteri; Atheriniformes; Melanotaeniidae. The transcript is spliced from 12 exons.